AUUGUAAUUUUAUUUUUGAUUUCAUUCUCAUAUGCUCAUGAAUGGGAUGAAAAUACGAAAGUUAAAUUAUUGAAUGAAGAAUAAUAUGAUUAAUUAUGUAAAAAUCAUAAAGAGAUCUAGAAAAUGAUGAAGGAAUAUUUAUUAUGUUUUAUGCUCCAUGGUGUCCUCAUUGCAUUAAAUUAAUUCCUACUUGGGAAAUUCAAGCUUAAUAAAGAAAUACAGCAGCUGUUAAUUGUGAAUAACAUUCGCGACUUUGUUCCAGAUUCAAAAUUAAAGGUUUUCCAUCUUUGAUUUAUAUUCCACCAUAAUCUAAAUUUGGAUAUAAAUUUUUUGGUUUUUAUUAGGAUUAUUUUAAGGUAAUAGAACUAAUGAUGAAUUUGAUCUUUUUAUUAAAGAAGGUUGGUAAAAGGAGACCAUUUUAAAAAUUGAAAUAUUAUAAGAAUUUACUAUUAUAGAUUAAGUCAUUGAAUAUCUUAAAGAUCCUAUGUUUAUUGUAUAUUUUAAUAUUAAUAUUUAAGGGAGUUAUAUUAGUGAUGUUAUUUUUCAUUUUUAUGAUUUUUUGUAUGAAUAGAUUAGAUUUAGAAAAAGAGUAAAUGCAAAAAAAUAAGGAAUAAAAUGCUCAAAAAAAAUUAGAUUGA
Molecule: messenger RNA, 638 nt
Organism: Paramecium sonneborni
Lineage: Eukaryota; Ciliophora; Oligohymenophorea; Peniculida; Parameciidae
Source: the annotation of a GenBank genome assembly